CCAAAGAGACCAAUGGACAAACACUCGAGAAACGCUUUGGGCAGAAAUAGAAUUGAACAUCAUUUGUUGUGUGUGUGUGUGUGUAGAGAAACACAAAUAACGCCGAAGGGUUUGUGAGAUGGUUGUGUUGCAAGUAAUCGAUCCUCAAACGAAGAAAACUUAUGAAAUAAAUGGUGUGGAAGAAGAGGGCUAUAUUCCUUCUACAGAAUGGAAAAAAAUAGUCUUACAGGAAGGUACAGGACUCAUGGUAUAUGAUCCCUUUUAUUACAAUACCUCCGUUGCCAAGUCUUCCAUUUCUUAUUCAGACCCCUACAAAGGAAAACUUUAUUAUCGUGGAUAUGAUAUGGAAACUCUCUCUGAGAAUUCCAACUUUUUAGAUGUUUCUUUUUUGCUCAUUCACGGUUCACUACCUUCGAAGCAAGAAAGUGAAGUUUGGAAGGAUUUGAUAAUGUCUCACACUUAUCUUCACGAAGAUAUACUUGCCCAACUUAGAAGAUUCCGUUACAAUGCUCAUCCCAUGGGGAUCAUGAUAGCCACUUUAGCCGCUUUGAUGGCUUUUCACCCCGAAGCCAAUCCCUCUCUUCGCGGAGCUGACUUGUAUGAAAAGUCAAAGGAGAGUUGUAACAAACAGAUAUUUCGCAUAUUAGGGAAAGUACCUACUAUUGCAGCUUGUGCUUAUCGUAUGCGUGUUGGAAGACCCUUCAACUCACCUGAUUCCACAGGAACGAUGAGUUUUACUGGAAAUUUCUUAGCUAUGUUGGACCGACUUUCGGAACCAUUGUAUAUUCCUGAUGAGCGUUUAUCAAGACUAUUGGAUAAAGUAUUUAUAGUGUUGGCUGAUGAUGGAAUGAAUUGUGCAACUAGUAUGUUACGUCAUGUGGCAUCUAGUAAAGUGGAUCCUUAUACUGCCAUUUCAGCUGCAGCAGCUGCUCAUUAUGGUCCGAGGAUUAGUGGAGUGUCCGAUGCUGUGAUAGGGAUGUUAUCAGAAAUCCAAGAUUCUUCCCCAUCCUCAGUUCGUUCGUUUUUAGAUCGAUGCAAGUCAGAGAAUAGAAGACUUCAAGGCUUUGGUCACCUUAAUUACAAAGCAUAUGAUCCUAGAGCUCGAGUAUUAAAAGGCGUUGCUAAGGAAGUAGCUGAGUUGCUUGGUCGUGAUGUUUUAUUAGAUAAAGCGUUUGAGUUGGAGCGUCAAGUAUUAGAAGAUGUGCAUUACACUUCACGUGGUGUCUAUCCGAAUAUUGAUCUUUAUUUGUCUUUGAUAUGGAGAAUGAUGGGUUUUCCGUCAGAUUUUGCUCCUGUUUUAUCAGCUGUACCUCGAACGGCUGGUUGGUUGGCUCAUUGGAAGGAAGGAUUAACUGAUCCUUAUGCCAAGAUAUGGCGUCCUAGACAAAUCUACAAAGGAGAGGAGAAGAGAGAUUAUGUUGCUUUAGAGAAGAGACAACCUCCACCUCAUGGAGAGCCUAGUUUAGAUUAUCCAGAAACGAGACAGAAUAGAAGAAGAUUACUAUGUUAUCAACAUAAUAAUAAAGAAUGAAAAGUUGAUUUUCUUUUUUAUGAAACAACAACAUUUGUGAAGAGAAGAAGAAUGGGAUGGUGGUGGUGGUGGUGUGUGAUUGUGGUGUUGAUAGUCGUUAUUAAAAGGAAAGUUUUACUU
Molecule: messenger RNA, 1651 nt
Organism: Galdieria sulphuraria
Lineage: Eukaryota; Rhodophyta; Bangiophyceae; Galdieriales; Galdieriaceae
Product: citrate synthase
Exons: 3
Coding region: 119-1531 (470 amino acids)
Biological process (GO): tricarboxylic acid cycle
Molecular function (GO): acyltransferase activity, acyl groups converted into alkyl on transfer
Source: RefSeq, a predicted model, not a curated record